Molecule: messenger RNA, 1687 nt
Organism: Fomitopsis serialis
Lineage: Eukaryota; Fungi; Basidiomycota; Agaricomycetes; Polyporales; Fomitopsidaceae
Product: cytochrome P450
Exons: 13
Coding region: 1-1557 (518 amino acids)
Molecular function (GO): monooxygenase activity; oxidoreductase activity, acting on paired donors, with incorporation or reduction of molecular oxygen; heme binding
Source: RefSeq, a predicted model, not a curated record
AUGCCUGCCAUAGUGAACAUCAUGACUCUCGCCGGCCUGUGUUUGGCAGCUGCCGUCCUUUCGUACGUUCUGCGCACACCGCGACGCGGGCCCUUACCUCCCGGACCCCCGCGCAUUCCUCUCCUUGGCAGUGCACAUCAGUUGCCGCAAAACGACCAGCACCUUACAUUCACGAAGUGGGCUGCCCAGUAUGGGGAUGUCGUCUACGUCGAAAUCUUCACGCGGCCCACGAUCAUCCUCAGUUCUGUCAAGGCUGCGAUUGACCUUAUGGACAAGCGCGGGGCGAUAUACUCCGAUCGGCCGCGCUUUGUGUGGUUCCACGAACUGAUUGGAUGGACCUCCAACGCUGCGCUCUGCGGGUAUAACGAGACAUGGCGACGUAUGCGAAAAUGGUUCCAGCACGCAUUCAUCGCCAGGUCUGCCGUGGACAGCUACCAUCCGGUGCAGCGCCGCGAAGCACGCCGGUUGUUGCUGAACCUCCUACGACACCCGGACGACUUCGUGUAUCAGAUGAAAAGGUAUACCGGGGGUAUCAUCUUUGAGAUCGGCUAUGGACAUGAUAUCGCGUCGUUGGACGGUGGUAAGUUUGUGAAGCUGACGGAGGAUGGUAUCAAAGCUGCGCUUGUUGAGAGUAGUACUGGUGCUGCACUGGUGGAUUUCGUCCCAGUCUUGCGAUACCUCCCUGCAUGGCUGCCUGGAAUGGGCUUCAAGUACUCUGCUGCGAAGGCUCGGAAAGCCGUCGAGAACAUGGAGAGGAUACCAUACAAUAUUGUCAAGAACAAAAUCGUGGACGGUAUUGCCCGGCAUUCGUUCACCGCAGCCUUGAUAGAGGAUUGCUCGCGUAAAGGAGCCCUGACAGCAAGAGACGAAGACGAUAUCAAGGGUGCCUCAGGUACACUGUAUUUUGCGGGCACCGACUCGUCGUUGACAACCAUGAUUGUGUUCAUCCUCGUGAUGGUGCAGUAUCCCGGUGCCUUCAGGAAAGCCCAGGAAGAGAUGAUCCGCGUAGUCGGCGACGCAAGGCUCCCGGACUUUGACGACAGAGCAUCAUUGCCGUAUCUCGAGUGCGUGCUGUUGGAAGUAUAUAGAUGGUGCCCUGUAGCUCCCCUUUCUGUUCCCCAUCGGCUGACAGAAGAUGAUGCGUACCGAGGUUACUACCUCCCCAAGGGUUCAAUGGUAAUUUCAAACCUCUGGGCAAUGUGCCGAGAUCCUGAGGUAUAUCCAGAGCCGGAAGUCUUCAAGCCGGAGCGAUUCCUCGGUUCGAACUCGAGCGAGAAUCCCGACCUCGUAGAUCCCAGGAAAAUAGUGUUUGGCUUUGGCCGGAGGAUAUGCCCAGGGCGAUAUUUUGCUGACGAUAAUCUGUGGCUCGGGAUCGCGAGCAUUGUAGCGACCAUGGACAUAACCAAGGCGCGGAACGCGCGUGGCGAGGAGAUAACCCCAACACCGAAGUACAUCUCUGGUACUAUCAUGUGUCCUGAACCUUUUGUCUGCGACAUCCAUCCUCGAUCUGACCGGACCCGGCAACUGAUUCUCGACGGCAUCGCAGUGUUGGAUUAAAUAGAUGCUCCGGCUAUGCUACGCGACAAACACGGUCUCGUGAACUCGACUCGAUUAGAUUAGCAUGCAUGUAAUGUCUACAUAGGGCUCCGCCCUCAGUGACAAUAAAGGGACAAAACAAACAAACAAA